AUGGAAUAUUUUAAAAGCAUACAUUUGAUAGAUCUUAAAAAUUACAAUCCUUAAGAAAUUUAAGAUUUGAAAGAAGUUUCUUUAAUUUAGAAAGAAAUCAAAUACUACUUUUAACCACUAUAUGAAAUGUUUACAAUUAAUCUGAGACCUUUUAAUGAAUAAGAAACAUAACAAUUAUCAUAAGAAAUUAGUUAACUUUUCAAUAAAAUUGAGAAACUUUAAAUACUAAUUAUGGAUGAAUAUUUUGAACUGAAAUACCUUUAGUUGAUUGGAAAAGCUAUUUCAUAGUGCUAAAACUUAAAAUAUUUAAAUAUAUUUAUCUUUAAUAUCAAGUAUAUUUAUUGUGAAGAAGGAUAAUUAAGUGACUAUGUCAUUUUUACUUAAUAAAUAGCAUAAUGCAAAGGUAUUUAAUACUUAGAUCUAAACGUUGAAUAAGGUCAUAUCGAUGACCAAACUUGCUUUUAAAUGCUUAAAAAUUUGAAUAGCCUUCCUAAACUUAGUCAAAUUGAAUUAAACUUAGUUGAUAAUCCAUUAUAUAUUGAAGAUUGCUGGCAAUAACUUAUUUAGAUGUUUAAAGGAUUUCAUAAUUUAAAUUAUCUUAUAAUAGUGUUUCCUUAUGAAUAAAGUAGAGAGUUUAUGGAAAUGUUAAGAUUAAGUUUUAAAAAAGUAAUUAAGAAAUUGACCCAUAUUUGUCUUUCAUGGUUGGAUUGA
Molecule: messenger RNA, 711 nt
Organism: Tetrahymena thermophila SB210
Lineage: Eukaryota; Ciliophora; Oligohymenophorea; Hymenostomatida; Tetrahymenidae
Exons: 1
Source: RefSeq, a predicted model, not a curated record